Ceraceosorus bombacis is the source of this 4905-nucleotide messenger RNA. The record is from the annotation of a GenBank genome assembly. Lineage: Eukaryota; Fungi; Basidiomycota; Exobasidiomycetes; Ceraceosorales; Ceraceosoraceae.
AUGGCUGUCAGACCCACAGGGCAAGCUUCAACAAGCGCUCAACCGGAUUCAGCAGCACCCUCGGCUGUGGCUAGAAGACCCUUCCAUCGGAGCAUGACGGCACCUCUCAGCACCCGCAUGGGUGCGCUCAGACAUCCUGGGAGCAGCGGCAUUGCUGCAUCAAAGGUUGGCAGUGGUCAGCAAGUGGAUGGUGGUCUCGUCACUGCUCAGUCCGAGGAGGAGCCUAGCGACCGAAGUAUGAAGGAUGGCACGUCAGAAUCGCAGCCGGGUGAAAGUGUGUCACAAGAACAUACCGACGCUGAUACUCUGGUCAAUGAGCAACUUCGAACGGCGAGCACCACGAAGAGCAUGAUUGCGGAUCAGAGGCAGAUGAAUGGACGUGAAUUGUCCACCGUCGUCGCAGAUACGCUCCAGCUUCCGAUCAGCACCUUGAUGCAGAUCAUCCCGCCUCAUCUCUUGGAUCCGUCGCAUGAAAGGCUCAGUGCGAUGAGCUUGCAAAUACCUGUCGCUAGCGUGGAAGCGCUCUUAGAAUCCUUCAGAGUCCUCAACUGGAUUUGCGGACGCAUGAGCAACGCUGCAUUUGGAGCUCAAAACCCUACGGUUGCUGUGCAGCCUUCUCAGCUCGCAUCAGGGCAGGUGGAAAAGGAGGCUGGAGGGGGCGAAGCAGCCGAAACUCUCGACGCAGGCGACCAAAGUAUACAAUCUUGUCCCAGCUCGGAGUCACGUCCGGGUCCAAGUCAAGUUGCUGCUAAACGCGACCGAUCAGCGCCACGACGACGGAUGAUGCAAAACUCCAGCAGUCAGUCAUUGGAGCCGAUCGAGUCUCUAGGCAUGGACGUAGAGGCGGACUUCGAUUUAUUGGAAUUAUCUCAGCGCGUGGCGGACGUUGUAUCAGGUCAAGCAGCGGAGAAAGGGAUACAGCUGGUCCUCACGGAAGCGGGGAGCGAGCUGAGAGCACCAGAAGGUGACAAACUCAAAGCUGCUUAUAGUGUGCGAGGCGACGAAGGCGCCACGAGGUUCGCGGUUAUGCAGGUAAGUGGUGAUGGAUUCAAUCAUUGCUGAAUACUCUUCCCACUGCUGACUCGUUUGUCGUCACCUUGGCUAGCUACUAGCCCGAGUCAUAGAUGCGUCAUCUCCAAGAACAGUCGUAGAAUGUGGCCCGCUGGUCGAUCGGGCAGUCACCUCCGACCAGGAUGAUGCUAACGCGAACACCGCACAACAUCAGCUCGAAUGUACGUAUGCGGUCUCGCUACACGGUGACCAAAAUUUGUCCAGAGACUGCAAGAUAGUGCUGGACGAUGCGACUACCCAGCUGCUCCGAUCGGUAGGCGCAGAAAUCCUCCUCGAUCACCCCUCGUCUUCCGAGCGCGAGACAACAGGGAGGUCAAGGUGGAUCCUGAAGCUGCCUUUGAGGCCCGGUUCACCACUUUUGGAAGCAAAGCACAGAGAGCCAGCCGAAACAGAGGCGCGCCAGCGCUUUUUGCCAGCGCUGGAGCUUGCGGAGGAGCCGUCUGCUGCUGACCUGGAGGAGUUUGCUCAGAAGGAGCUGCGAGGCAGAAAGAUUGCGCUUCACGCAUCGCACACCAGCAGAUUCGCGCAGCUUCUUUCCGCACAGCUGGGAGCGCUGGGCUGCGAAACUGCGCACUUGCCUCUUGAAGGCGACGCUGGGAAUUGGGAAGAGACGAGGUCGUGGACUGGGACAGGUGCCGAGGACGAGAGUAGCUUGCCAAGAACGGCGAUCGCCCUAUCUAGAGACAAUAGGCCCAGCUUGAUUCACUAUCCGAGCAAUGUUGGCAUGGGCGUGGAGCUCGCCAGAGGACCUCAACCGUCACAUGAUAGGUCGAACAGCGACGACACGGCUGUUUUGGAUCCGGUCACCGGUGUGCCGGUGGUUUUGCACGCUAGCGCGAUGAUUCAGGCUCAACCGCAGAAGGCGACUGGGCACGCAAGCUCCGACCAAAAGCCUGGCUCUCCGCUAGCGUCGGGUAGUGGUGACGGCGAGAAGCGAGGUCAAGACUCGACUACUAAAGGUCCACUGCCGUUUAGCUUCGUGCUGAUCGACGACGAUAUCGAGACGUUGCAGAGAGAGCUUCUUCGAAUGCGCUCAGCAACGACCGUCUUGAGGUCCGCCCUGGGCCCAUCGAAGUCGACCAGCAGCAAGCCUGCAAGCGUCCAGCGCGUAAUGAAUGACGGGCGCGUGACUUCUGACCACGCCGGAUACGCACCCCAAACGUAUGCAAUCAUUCAUUUCACGAGCUUGAAGAAGUAUCGCAUCGUCCGGGACGCUAUCCAACCUAUCGUCGAAUCAGCAGCUGCGCAAAGAGCACCCCUUCCAGAGGUCAUCGUCAUCCCGCAGCCUUUGGGCAUUCGGAGACUACUGACGGCAAUGCACACGGCUGUGCACAAGCCUUUGGUGGAUCCCUUCUUCUCCGCGAUCGCUACAAGUCCAAUGUCACCCAGCACCGCACCAGCUCUGAAACAGGUGAACGGAAGCGCCCCAGCCUUGCCUUCGCCUGGUAUUGUCGAGGUGCCUAGGAUGCUUGAUAUUCAAGGAGCCGGCGACGCUGUGCCAGACUCGCACGGACGGUCAGAAGCCAUCGAUACUGCCUCUAAGCUCGGAGCAAGUGUCGGCCUGGCUGCAGGCGAACUUCGCACCCACGAAACGCGCGCGGCGGAACCAAAGGAUGUUAGUCGACACCCCGCUCUGCAUUUAGAUAUGCCACCCAGAGAUCCGGCACUGGACCUCCUCGGAAGACAGAAGGCUUCAAUCCCUCAGGAGGCCACCCGAUCUCUCCCCGAGUCCGGAGACGGCGCAAGGAAGCCGUCAGCGCCGCGUCUUGCCAAGUCAUCAGCAACGACCCCUUUAGCCGACUCCGUUCCAGGCAAACAGGGCAUCUCGCGAGCAGUGCAAGCGGUGCCUGCUACAAACCAUCUUGCACCAGGGCUUCCCUCCACAGCAAGCGCAAUGUCUCAUCACAGCGGCGGUAGCCCGUUGCCCUUGGACGCUUUGGGCUACUUCAGUGAGACGGCCUCGAGAUUGGGUAGUCGAGGAGCGUCGGGCAUGGUCAUCCAAAGUCCUGAUGGACGGCCUGCCGGCAUUUUCUUUCAGCCAAGGACCAGCUCACAAGGGAACAGAACGCCCGCAUCGACACGACGAGGCAGCGACAAUAGCAAUCAGCAGCGCUCGUCUGCAGAUGCCGGCUCAUCUCAGCGCACUGGGGAACACACGCGAAGGCAACAGCAGCACAGUGGUGAGCUCACACCAGCCACCCUGAAGAGUGCUCUAGACAAUGAGUCCUCCAAGGCUGCCCGACGAGAACGAAAGACCUCAGCUACGGGAAGCGUCGAAAGCGUUGCAGGCCCUUCCUCUCCACGGAGCUGGAACUAUCCUGCUGGCUCGCUCUUCGUACCGCAGGUUGGCAUUGAAAGCAUUUUGAGCGGAGGCAGGCCGCCACUUGCCACUCCUUUAGACGAAAGCGCACGCGCGAGCGGCGUGUGGGAGCCUAGCAGAGCGGAAACUGCUUCCCAGCAUGGCACUGGACCAUCUGCGUCAGCUAGUCCUUUGAGCCGAGUUCUUCCACCUCGAAGCACCCAGCAACCCUUGAUAUCCGCGCUGUCAAAUGUGUCUCUCCCGAAAGCAUCAGCAGCAGGGGCGCCCUCCACGAUUGCCGAGAGCGCCAAAAGUACAGUGCCAGAACAUCCUCACUCCCCCAUUCAAAAGGAAGAGUUGGCGCCAGCUCCUCUCGGCGAAGCGGGAGAUAGGAUACCUGAGUCACCGGUCGCUGCGAUAAAUCCCAUCAGUGCAGCUAGACACUCUUUCGCCGCGCCUCAAAGUCAAGAGUCCCGGCGGCCGAGCGCGCAACCGCAGUCUGGUCUUCUGAUUGGUGCUGGUUUCGCACCCAAGGCGAAGAAGGGCACUGGACCUAAGCCUGCUCCGGUGCGCCAAAAAGUGCUGCCGCCUAUCAAGGUGCUAAUCGUAGAAGGUAAGUAUGACGUAGUCGGACAUCGACUCGCACUGCUGCUGACGCGUGUGCACCUGAUUCACGACUCUGCAGACAAUCCGAUCAAUCAGGCUAUCUUGCAGAAGUUUAUGAAACGCAAGCAGAUUUCGUGGGAAGCUGCACGAGACGGACGGGAAGCGAUCGACAAGUGGGCCAAGGGGGGCUUCCACUUGAUCUUGGUACGUCUGUCCUGCAGAAAUCAACUGGAUUCCUAGCUGAAAUUUUGGUCUCUCCCCUCAGAUGGACAUUCAGCUCCCCGUGAUGGACGGAAUCGAAGCAACCAAAGAGAUCAGAAAAUUGGAGCGCCUGGACAACGUCGGACUACCCUCUACGACACCACCCGCUAGCCAGAUUACGACGGGCGUCAAUGCUGAGGAUGUCCAAGUCGCACCAGCAAAGCAAGCUAGCGAAGCCUUCAGCGUUCCAGCUACUCCAUUCCGCGCCUCAGUGAUCAUCGUAGCCUUGACGGCAUCAGUCCUUAACAGUGAUCGAGUAGCUGCCCUUGCAGCAGGCUGCAACGACUUCCUCAACAAGCCAGUUGGUGAGUUGAUCUCCAGAAGGUCAUGCAUCAUGUCUUUGUCUUUGUGUGCUGAUCACUGGCAAUGCUCGUUGCUGGACAGACCUGAAUUGGCUCGAGAGGAAGCUGUGGGAAUGGGGCAGCAUCCAGUACAUUGUGCUCUCCGGACAGCUCUCAACGGCCGCAAGAAAGGCCAGCGCAGGCGGACGAGGCGCUCUGGAGGAGGCUCGCGGAAACAGAGAAGUGCAACGAGGCUUCGGAUCGGGUCCAGAUGCUCUGGCGAAGAAGAUUGCCGAUUCGUUGCACAUUGUCCGGAAAAGCAGUCCUGCGCCAGCAGCGUCACCGAAUGCCAGCGUCAAGAAGGCUGCGCCCAAGCCGGACUUAUGA